AUGAAUGCGCUUAAAAUUACCACUUAUAUUAUUCCCGCCUCACCAAUUCGGAGGUUAUAUGGCAAGAAUGGUGGUCAACUUCGUAUUGCUGUAAAUUCCUAUGAUCCCAUUGAAGGGCCUGGUUUUGAAAAAGAAACUUCUUGCGAUAAAACAACUAUUAUAUUUGCCGCUGCCAAUGGAUUUCAUAAAGAAAUUUACGAACCUGUUAUAAAUGGUUUAAACGAAAAAAGAGAAAGGUGGAAUGGUGGGACUAUGUGGGCUUUAGAUGGCUCGAAUCAAGGCGAUAGCGCCGUGGCGAAUCAAGAUAUUCUUCCUGAUUCUUAUAACUGGUCUGAUCUUUCCCGAGACAUCCUUCAAGUUAUAGAUUAUUUUAACAUCAAAGGACCCAUCAUUGGAGUCGGGCAUUCUUUAGGGGGAUGCGCAAUAUUAAUGGCAGAAAUACUUCGUCCCGGCACUUUCUCAUCUCUCGUGACGAUCGAUCCUGUACUCUAUCCAUAUAAAGAGUAUGCAACUUCAUCCUUUCAACUUGCCUUAAAACGAAAAGAUACUUGGCAAAAUAGAGAUGCGGCAAAAGAAAAUUUUCUCAAACACAAUAUUUUUAAAAGUUGGGACCCCGAAGUGCUAAAUAUUCAUAUUAAAUAUGGUUUACGUGAUUUGCCUUCAGGAGAGGUUACUCUUAAAUGCCCCAAAAUUCAAGAACAUUACACAUUCACGCACGAUCCAGACACUUUUAUAGAAACGUUUCAGAGGUUGCAUGAAAUUCAAUGUCCGGUAUUUUUGAUGCCAAAAUUAUCUAAAAAAUUAUUUAAAUUUAUUGCACAAAGUCCGCUGGACUUGGCGUUGUUUAAGGCGUCUAGAUGUAAACAUGGUGAUUUGAUAAUCAUUGACACAGGACAUUUGGUGGUAAUGGAAAAGCCUAAAGAAACCGCAAAAGAAAUUCUUUACUUUAUAUGUCGUCAACAGUCGAAAAAAGCAUGUGAAAAGAAAAGCAGUGUGAGUGACGGAAUUAUUCGUAAUGCGAUUGAUGAAGAGGGAAAUGAUGAAAAAGGGAGAAACGAACAAAUAAUGGAAUCCAAGCUCUAA
Messenger RNA from Acaulospora morrowiae, 1083 nucleotides. The record is from the annotation of a GenBank genome assembly. Lineage: Eukaryota; Fungi; Glomeromycota; Glomeromycetes; Diversisporales; Acaulosporaceae.